Molecule: messenger RNA, 4096 nt
Organism: Athalia rosae (coleseed sawfly)
Lineage: Eukaryota; Metazoa; Arthropoda; Insecta; Hymenoptera; Athaliidae
Gene: PAN3
Product: PAN2-PAN3 deadenylation complex subunit PAN3
Exons: 8
Coding region: 1742-3568 (608 amino acids)
Biological process (GO): mRNA processing; protein phosphorylation; nuclear-transcribed mRNA poly(A) tail shortening
Cellular component (GO): PAN complex; P-body
Molecular function (GO): protein kinase activity; ATP binding; poly(A) binding
Source: RefSeq, a predicted model, not a curated record
AAAAUUUAAGGUCCCGUGGCAACGGGAAAAUGCCACGUUAAAAAUAGUUGACAUAAAAUAACGGAAGUAAGCAUCUACGUUAUUUCGAAAAACAAAUGCGCAACUGAAGCACGACUUCCGGGGGGACAGCUGCGAUCGAAGGAAGAACAGCAUAAACACAGAGAUCGAGAUUGGAGUGCGCUUUCUCCUUUGUCUACGGGAAGAAAAAAUGUUUUAACGGUCAGACUGAAGUGCAAUUAUUAUAUUCGGAAAAUCCCCUAUAGUUUUAUCUGUAGUUUACUUAUUAUUAAGAACAUAGAGGCCUCGUUAUUUUGGCGCCGUAUUUCGACGCGACGUCAGUGACAGCUCGGAUUGGUUAUGUUGGUGUAGCAUAUCUUUUAUGUUUUUAUAAACUUUUGCUGUCUAUCAACGAAACUUGCGAUCUUUUAUCCGAUUCAGAGGUUUCUACAAAAAAAUCUGGCUAACUUCCACGUUAAAGUGCACCAAUAAUGAUCUUACUUAGUUCCUGUUGCAUUGUCAAAAUCAGCUGCUCUAUUGUUAGUUUAUUAUUUUAGUGUCCAAACACAGGACUAUGCUGUUGAUCGUUUUGUUGUGACAUAAAGAACAACAAUUACCAAUCCUAUUUUAUCAUCAGGAUAGUAAGAACUCUAUUUAUCUAAUUUCCCCAGAAGCUUUUAUUGAGGUUUGUGUCACCCUGUGUUAUAUUUGUAGUUUUGUAUAUCUGAUUCAAACGUGUACUACUUUCUUUUAUUAAUAUAUCUCGUGCAUUGCACAAUCUGUCAGCCUCCACUGUACACAGCGAAUUUGUGCCAAACUUCCACUCAAAUGUCCUUGUAAAAAUAUCUUUUUUCAUCUUAAUCAACAUUGCUAAAUCUAGCUGCUCGCAAUCACUUAUCUAUUAUUACCACUCAUUCAUAACAUAAGAUCAUUAUCAGACUACUCAGCUGACAACCAGAUAAUUACAAAAUAAAUAAUACAGUUUGAGGAUCUAUUUUUUCUUUAUCGUCUCCCUGUGAACACUUUUUUCAUUUGAUUAUCGAUCAUUUAAUUUAUUCUUCUAAAGAUAUUUGCAAUAAAGACAUAGAUUGAUUAGUGUCGACAUAAUUAUGUUUGGAUGUUCGAGACUAGUGUUUCUAGCGUUGAUACAAACUGUAGAAUUCUUUUCAUUGUAGAGCAUAGACAAAUAGAAUAUUUCAUUUACAAUAGAUGGAAAAGUCGGAAAAAUGAAGAAAAUAUAGUAUGUUGCAACACAGGUGGUUACUAGAGAAAUUUUACAGAUGGUUAAGCAAGCCAAUGAUAUUCUUCAGCCCAGCUUUCCUUGGGUAAAAAUGCUGUGACGUGAGCUGAAAAAGCGACGUGCGUCAAAGGCCAGUACAACAGUGUCCUCACAAAAUGUAGUAACUCUUGAAAGUUGUAGGUUCUUGUAUAAAUUUCGACAUGAAUAUAAUUUGAGAGUAAUUCGGAAUUUUUUUCCCAACUAGUAAACAUGUGGAGACCCAGAUUGUAAUUGUUGAAUUGAAAAGUUUGAGAAUUUUUGUACUGUAGGGGGGCUGGGUUUACAUUGGAAGUCUUGGAAAUUCUCCCUAGAAAAAGAUCGGAAGAGAAAGAAAAGGAGCCUUUGGUUGGUACAACAUCUUACUCAAACUGAAAACGUGGGAGGGUGGGAGGAUUUCCCAAAGAAGGGUGACAUAGACAUUACGAGCAAAACGGGAUAGUAGUAAAUGUGGUGCGUGAAGAAACGAUGGAUCCGUCAAUGUUUGUCACAUAUUCCCCACAAACAAAUGGAGUCCCACAGGAGUCCAAACUUGCAACCUACAUGAACCGCCAAAGCCCUGGAGUAGCACUUAAUACAGCGGCAGUAACAAAGCAUCUCUCCAGUCUUUCCUUGGAUGCACAAAAGAAGACAACUGCCAGCCCCGAAUUUGUGCCAGGAAGAGGUCUUGCUGGUAGCAACAGUAGUUCUCCAAAUCUAUUCAACAAUUCCUAUCAUUCCCAGGAGAAUGUUGGUGGCACAACUUACUUUUACCUCGGCACAUCAGCUACGGAAAAUGUGGCCACUGAAGAAGGAGCCGAAGCUAUAGGAACUUCGAGUGCAAGUCAAAUAGGCUACGUAUAUCCGGGGACGCCUGCUCAUUUACAGACUGUUAAAGCAGCAAAAUCUCCGGCGUCUAAUAGCCCUUCAGCUCCCUCCACACCUCCUCCGCAGGCUGUUCCCAGUUUUUUUGUUAGUGAAGGCCUCCGAAUGGACAUUCUUCAAAAGAACACAUUGACAUUAGCUCAGCCAGAUGUGGUACAGUUCCCUGAUUUGCCAAACGAAGUGGAUAAUUAUCACGAAUUAUGUCCGCUUGAACCCAUCCAUAAAUCUACUUCUACUGUACUCGGCUAUCAUACUUCCAUGUACAAGGCCACCAGCCUGAAGACUGGCACUCGGUAUUGCCUGCGCCGAGUUCAUGAUUUCAGACUCGCCAAUACGAAAUGUAUGGUCUUGGUGGAUAUGUGGAAGCGGUUGACGCACACAAAUUUAGUACAACUGCGAGAAGUCUUCACAACCAAGGCCUUUGGUGAUCAUUCCAUGGUAUUCGUUUACGAUUACCAUCCCGGUUCCGAGACACUGCUGAACAAACACUUCUCAGCUACCGAGCUCAACGGCUACUCAGAUCCGUUUUCGUCCGACCCAAACGCUCCCCGCCCUUACAGUCACACGAAGAAUACAAUUUUGCGACAACAGCACAGUAGUAUGCUUCCGGAGAGUGUUAUUUGGAGUUACAUUAUACAACUCACGGCUGCACUUCGCGUCAUCCACGCAGCUGGGAUUGCGUGUAGAUCUCUGGAUCCCACCAAAAUUAUCCUCUCGUCUGGAAGUCGUCUGCGCCUUAGUUGUGUAGCAAUUCCUGAUGUCGUAACGUUUGACGGGACAGCAGCGAAUCCAAUGGCGUUGAUGCCUCACUAUCAGCAAGAGGACUUACUGGCGUUAGGAAAGCUUGUGCUAGCUCUGGCCUGCCGAAGUCUACUUGCUGUUCAUCGUGACAACAUGCAGGCCUCCCUCGAAUUGGUUGCUCGCACCUACUCUUCUGAUCUCAGAAAUCUCAUACUGUACCUGCUAUCAUCCCAGCAGCGGAGAAGCGUUACAGAUUUAAUGCCGAUGAUUGGAGCUCGGUUUUACACCCAACUGGAUGCUGUUCAUCUUCGUUCAGAUAUCUUAGAAGAUGAACUUGCCAAAGAGUUAGAAAAUGGCAGAUUGUUCAGAUUACUGGCAAAGCUCGCCACCAUUAAUGAAAGGCCGGAGCUCAACAUGGAGCCCACCUGGGCUGAAACCGGUGAUCGUUAUAUGCUCAAAUUAUUCCGUGACUAUGUAUUUCACCAGGUCGCAGCUGACGGAAGACCCUGGCUUGAUAUGGCCCAUAUAGUAUCCUGCUUGAAUAAACUUGAUUCAGGAUCUCAUGAUAAGAUUUGUUUGAUGUCACGGGACGAACAGAGCGUUCUAGUGGUGAGUUACGCAGAAUUGCGACAAUGCUUGGAGAUGUCGUAUGCAGAGGUGUUUCAUUCCGCGAAGCUAGAUGCUGUGUAGGUGACAAAAGCCUCGAGUCGACCUGACAGCACAUACUCCGAACCAUCAUUGUGAUAUCAACACUUAGCGGUACUACCAUUCUAACUUUAUUUAGGCUCAAAAAUGAUCAGAGUCAAUGGGAUGGAUCAGAAACUUGCAAAUAGGUGUAAAGUUUGGCGAUACGUAACGUAAGUUAACCGCGUUUUAAGAUAGAGAAUAUAAGGUUGAAAGUGGAGGAGCUGUACACAGAGGGAACAUCAAUGGUGUUUUGAUACUUUAAUUUGAAGUGUAACAUACGCAUGUAAUGAAAUCAUGUGAUAUUGUAAAAUGGAAAUGGUACAUAUUUGAAUUUGCGAUGAAAUCCACUACGAUACUACCUAUACAUGUACACAACUUAAUAAUGCGCUGAAAUCUUAAAAAAGAAACACCUUACACGGAUACUCAACGUAGUACCUAUGUGUAUAGGAUAGAGAUCUUAGGUUUUAGGAUACAGCUGGUAAGCAUUAAUUUUGAAAUAAAUGUUUAUUUUUGAAAGCAAUCUUAAAAAAA